Messenger RNA from Phoenix dactylifera (date palm), 982 nucleotides. RefSeq names its product mediator of RNA polymerase II transcription subunit 9. The record is from RefSeq and is a predicted model, not a curated record. NCBI's taxonomy places the organism in Eukaryota, Viridiplantae, Streptophyta, Magnoliopsida, Arecales, Arecaceae. Gene Ontology annotation, cellular component: mediator complex.
AAACAGCCCCGUGUUUAGACUUUAGACCGGUCUGGCGAGCAAGAACGAAGAGCAGACAGGAUCGUUUUUUUCUUUCUUUCGUCCUCCCUCUCUCGAAGAUUUGAACCCUCUCGAUCUCUCCUCUUCCUACUCUCGGGGUCCCAAACCCCAAAGGAGAUUCUCUUUUUAAUCGCAAAAGGGCUCGGAAAUGGAUCACCAGUACAGCGGGGGAAGCUGGAUGAUGGUCCCGAGCCAAGGCUCCAUGGCCCAAGAUCUCCGCUCUCUCCAACCCCAAUACGCCCAACAGCAGCCGCAGCAGCAGCAGCAGAGCCAUCACCACCCCUCGCUGGCCUCGCACUUCCAUCUUCUUCACUUAGUGGAAAGGUUAGCAGAUGCAAUUGAAAGUGGAACUCGCAAUCAACAUUUUGAUGCACUGGUUAGCGAAUUGACUGCCCAAUUUGAAAGAUGCCAGCAAUUGUUAAACUCUAUUUCAGAUACUAUGAAUACAAAGGGUGUGACAGUUGAAGGACAAAAGCGUAAAUCUGAGGAAACUAUGCAACAGCUGAACCAAAGGAGCAGGGACCUGAUCGCUAAAUAUAGGAGUUCUGUGGAAGAGCUGGUUAAGUCAGAUAAUGACAGAUAAUUUUAAUUCAUUUGUUAUCUUUGCUACCACCAGCCAGGAAACUUGUAACUAUUCCUUGUAAAUCUUGAUUUCUUGAGUUCUCAUUAGGAAACGGCCAUCUGAAAGCGAUCUCAUGACUUAUUUCUUAGUGGCUAGUUUCUAUGGACUUAAGUUAUUUGAUUAUAUGAGCUUUUGAUCCCCUCCCCCUGUUUAUCCUAAGCCUGCCAUCAAGUAGAAGUAUCAAAUAUCUUUUUCUAAGAGAGGGAAGGAAGGAGCGUUUUUUUUUUUUUUUUUGCAAUACAUCUGGUGGACGUGAUCCUUUCUCUCCCAUUUGAUAAUCCUGAGGAUUACAGCUUGGCCAAUUUGUUUGGCAUUCUUCUA